AUGUCUUGUUUUUUAUUAGUAUAUCAUUUUAUGAAUGCGAUUGUAGCCGCGGUUACUAUUGCAGCGCCUGAAUUACUUCCAGGUUUUCCACCACCUUUGGCAGGUGCCAUCGUCAAUUCUUUGUUCCCAAAUCAAGCAUCGGAUCCACAGGCCGUAUGGAACAGUAUCUUGGUCUAUGCUCAAGCUGCCAUCGAUAAGAGUAUUGAUACUGCAACAUAUUCUUUGGUUCAAUCAGAAUUACUCGGAUUCUCUCAAUUGAUGGAUGAAUAUUACUUUGCUGCAAUGUCCGAUCCAGAUUCCACACCAGAGUACCUAAGUUCUGUUUACAUUUCGUGUGUUACUCAAGUGAUUCGUCAAGAGCAACUUUUCAAAACAGAACAAUUCCAAGCCACACUCUUGCCAUUGUUUGCUCAAUUUGCCAAUCUCUAUUUAACAUUCAUUCGUGAUGGUGUAAAUUAUGGAAAUCAAUUGGGAUGGAGUCAAUCUGUUAAAGCUAAAUAUGAUACUUUGAUGAAAUCAAAGAUUACUAGUUAUGCUAGUUAUGCAAAUUCAGUUAUCAAUACUCGUAUUCAAUCAUUACCAUACACUGUUUCAACACUUCAGCCAGUAGAUCAAUGGAAUAAGAUUUCAGAUGAACUCAAUCAUUUCUAUAUGUCAGUAACAUUGUUUUCAUACAAUUGGAAAUACUUUGACGUCAAGUUAUAUCCAACUGGUGGUUCUAUUGGUCCAGUUUCACAUAUUCUUUUAUCAAAUCUUGCUGGUGUUUUCAAUAUUCCAGAUUGCACAUACAAUGUUUGUAAGAAAUUAAAUCGACCAGAAACAGUUGCAUCUCAAGUAUCGACCACAAGAAUGAUGUCAAAAAUAACUCCAUACUUCCACACUGGUCUCAGUCUUGUUGGACUCAACAUUGAAUACAAUGAUGGAUCAACAAAGUUGAUUGGACGUUCAUCAGGAUCAAAUAUUUCACCAGACCCAACAUUAGUUUUAAGAAAAGUUCCAAUUGUUUCAGUCUCUAUCUCAACUGAUCCAAUUCAUACUCAUGCCAUCACAUUCACUUAUUUCGAUUCGACCAAAGACACUCUAGGAAAAGUAACUACCAACUCUAAAGCUCAAACAUUUGAUUCAUCAUUCCCAGGACAAUGUGUUGUUGAUAUUGUUGAACCAGGAUAUGAUUUGGAAGCAUUUUCAUAUUUAAGUGGUCUAGCAAUUGCUUAUGAUGAUGUUGAUUUCCGUUUCCCAGUGUCAUCAUCGGGACCAGUAGCAGUUUCUCAAUAUUAUUAUCAAGAAUCAAAUGGUGAAUCCAGAUAUCUUUACAAUUCUCCAGGAAAAGUAUCCACCGAUUUAGCAGCAUUUAUUGGACCAACAAGUCAAAUCAAUAUUCCAAAUAAAGGAGUAUAUGAUUUUGGAACAAAUGAUUUCUCAGCAACAUCUCUUGUCCAAACAACAGUACCAGGAACAAUCAUGUCAAAUAAACCUGAGCCUGGAAGCAGCUUUGAUAAUGGUGGAUGGAGAAUUGUCAUCAAUGAAAAUGGUUUAAUUAUUUUCAUAAUUGACAAUGGUUUCGGAUCGUAUAAAACAAUAUCAUCAACAACACAAAUACUUGAUGGAAAUUGGCAUCAUGUUGCUGCUAUUCGAAGAUCUGGUUCAUUGGAAAUUUGGUUGGAUGCUGUUAAACUCACAACAACAACAUCUGGUUCAAAUUUGAGUGCCAAAUCAACAAAUACAUUAUUGAUUGGUGCCAAUUAUUACACCAAUCAACCCAAUGAGCCACAUUUUGUUGGAUCAAUCGAAGAUAUCACUAUUUGGAAUGUUGCAAUCUCUCAAACACAAAUAUCAAACACAAUGUACAAAAAUAUUGUUGGAAAUGAACCAAAUUUGGUUGGAUAUUGGCCAUUUGAUAAUAAUUUCAAUGAUAAGAGUUCAACCGGAAAUAAUGGUGCUUCGACUGGAACAAUUAAUUUUGUUCCAAGUACUUUAUCAUCAAACAUUGGAUGGUCAUUUGGAGGAUAUUCAUUCAAAGCAUUCCAAGUUCCAUGGUCUGUAAUUAUAGAUCCUACUACAGCUUCUGAUACCGAGAGAGAAAUUGUUUAUCGAUUCAAAUUCACACAAUCAAAUGGUAAUAGAUUCUAUUAUACAACCGAUAGUUCAUUCACUUCAAGUGGUUGGGUGAAAGAUGGUAUUGCAUUCCAAGUAUAUGAUGCAAUUGAUGCCACACCUUCUGCCAAGCCAGUUUACAGAUAUUCUAGAACUCAAAUUCAAGCAUUUGGAUCAGGUUUAGUUUAUGGAUAUUCAACCGUUCCAAAUAUGUUAGGCUGGACAAAAGAAGGUAUUGCUUGGUAUACAACAAGUGAUUCAACACCAUCAUUCCUUUCAUAUCAAGAUCUUGAAUAUAAGAUGAUUCAAAAUGUUGGAUCACAAAGUUGUUUAACAGCACCAACAACAUCUGGAUCAUCAGUAACACUUUCAACAUGUGAUCAAUCGAAUCUUCAACAAUUUUGGUAUUUGAAAUAUGAUUCAUUUGGACCACAUCUUUACAAUCCAAAAACAAUGAUGUAUAUGAACAGUCAAACAACAACAUUGAUUGGAACAACAUCGAUUCCACAAAACAAUUUUAAUAUUCUCAAUCAAUUAACAAAUGGACAAUACAUAAUUCAAGAAUAUAUUUCUUCAUUAUGUCUUCAACUCAAUACUGUCUCAAAUAUUGUUGAAUUCAAAACUUGUGAUUCAUCAAAUCAAAAUCAAAUUUGGAAAUAUCCAAGUUCAGUUUUAGUUGAAAGUUCGAAAUCAAUUCCAUUGUUCCCAGGUGCAUGUUUAGAUUCACUUGGAUUGAAAUGUCCAACAACACUUCCUGAAGGUAAAACACUCAAGACAUCAACUACAUCACUCACAAUCAACUCUCAAGGAAAUGGAUAUUUAUCACUUAAAUCUGGAGGUUCUGAAGUAUUUUCGUUGGGAGUAACAACUUCAACAUCAGGACCAUAUUCAAUCACAAUCCAAUCAUUUGAUGGAAAUGUUGUUUUGGUUGGUAAAUCUGGAACAUUCACAGCAAUUAUGUGUAAUGGUCUUGAAGGUCAAUAUCUCAAUCUUCUUGAUAGCAUUUAUGGUUUACCAUACGGAUUGGUUGUCCAAAACGCUAAAAACAAGAUGGUUUGGUCGAAAUUAGGAUAUCCAACAUCAAUGAAGAUUGGAUUGAUUCCAGGUUCGUUCAUUGACAAUCUUGACACAAAUAAUUAUCUUGGAGUCAAUCAAUUUAUCACCAAUGGAAGAGAUUAUUUGAUUGUCAAGAAAACACCUUCUGGUGAUUCCUUUGGUGCAUAUUUAUAUGGACAAAAUCCAAAUGCUGUAUCAACUCCUCUCUGGAAAUAUGAAUAUUCGACUUUAUUAAAAGAAGAUCUCAGAAUGUACGUUCAUUACAAUGGUGAUACCAAUACUUUUUGUUUCGUCAACUCUAUAACAGGAUCAUAUUCUUGUCAUAUGUUUGGAGAUUGGAACACACCAAGCAUUCAAUCAUCUCGAUAUCUCCAAAUUCCAGCACCAGGAAGUGACCAAGCAACAGAUUGGGCAAUUGCAUUGCGUUCAGCAACAGGAUCUCUGACAUAUGGAUAUUUUGGAAACUCCAAAGCUUUUGGAAACUUUGCACUUCAACCAAAUACAAACACUUUAUAUCAAAAUAGAUUCCUAAGUUUCCAAAUCAAUCAAAACAAAUAUUAUAUUAAGAAUCUGUUCACAAACCAGAUACUUCAAGAAUCACCCGCAAAUCUUCAAAUAUGUAACCAUGCUUGGUCAUCCACUGGAAUUUAUCAAUUGAUCUAUGAUACAACAACCACUUGCUCGUCCAAUGCCAAGACAAUGAUUGAUUCAAGUGGAGUUCCAAAUGAUCGAUCAACUCAAACCGGUAGAUCGAUAAUACUUCUUCCAUCAAUGCCAGAAUUAGUUGUAUCUGAUAGGUAUUUAAGCAUUUCAUCUACAUCUAUAAAAUAA
Molecule: messenger RNA, 3981 nt
Organism: Heterostelium album PN500
Lineage: Eukaryota; Evosea; Eumycetozoa; Acytosteliales; Acytosteliaceae
Exons: 5
Coding region: 1-3981 (1326 amino acids)
Biological process (GO): symbiont-mediated killing of host cell
Molecular function (GO): toxin activity
Source: RefSeq, a predicted model, not a curated record